AUGCCCUCUGUCGUGGAGGACCCACAGUCUUACAACCCCAACUACACCGCGGUGACAUACGACAUGUUGACCCAAGGUGUGAUGGGGAAUCACUCAGGCUACUAUGUCGCCAUUGGCAUGGUACUGGUCUGUAUAUGGUUGUUUCAGCCAUCCAAGCCCAAGUGCAACGUGUCGGCGCCGCUCUACAAGUCAUCGAGGAUGAAGUGGAUGUUCAAUGCCGAUUCUCUGAUCAGGGACAGCUAUACACAGUUUCGCGACUGUGUCUACCAGAUCAAGGCCACAGAGGGAAUGAGGACUAUAAUACCAGCCAACCUCGUGGGCGAGCUGAAGGGGCUUCCAGAGAGCACCCUGAGCGCAGAGACGGCCGUCAGUGAGGCCAUGUUGAGCGAGUAUACUCAGCUUUCGGCGGGCGCCCACUCAGACACCUUGACGCUGCUCCUGAAGACCAAGACGACGCAGAACCUAGCUCGGAUGACGCCCAAGCUCAAGGAGGAGCUUGAGUAUAUCCUAUCUACUGAGUUCCCUGCGUGUGGAGAUUGGACGCCAUUCAAGAUACAACCCUUCAUGGUACGGACGGUAUCCCGUCUGAGUGGACGGACCUUCGUCGGGCCGGCGCUUUGUCGCACGGAAGAGUGGAUGGAUGUUAGCAUCAACUUUGCGAUCACGGCAUUUAUCGCCGUCAUAAAACUGCAGUUCUUCCCGCCGUGGAUGCGGCCAGCAGCACAGUAUCUGGUCUCAGAGCUUACGACCAUCCGGAAGGAUUUAGAGAAGGCACAAGCGAUGCUCAAGCCCCUUAUCGAGGAACGGACCCCUGACUCGGACACGGACGGCUACGAGAAGCCCGACGAUUUUAUGCAGUGGCUGUUGGAUGCUAUGCCCGACGAGCAGAAGAGCGAUUAUUUCAUACAAGCGAAGAUACAACUACUAUUAAGCGCAUCGUCGAUACAUACGACGAGUAAUCUGACGACGGACUGUAUAUACGACCUGGCGGUACAUCAAGACAUACAGGAGAUAUUACGGGAGGAGGCAUCCGAAGUCCUCGAGAAUGGGAACGAUUGGGACAAGAAGGAGACCAUGCCCAGGUUGAAGAAGAUGGACAGCUUCAUUAAAGAGUCGCUGAGGCUGUCCGGCAACGUCACUUCUUUCAUCCGCAAGGUCAUGAAGCCCAUCGACCUUUCAGACGGAACGCAUCUGCCGCCGGGCACCGACCUGCUCACCCCACUAGCAGGGGUCGCCGUGGACGAGCGAUUCUACCCGGAGCCGGAAAAGUUCGACGGCCUGCGCUUCUGGAAGCUGAGGCAGCAGUCCGAGGAGGCCCGGGACCGGUGGCAGUUCACGAGCAUUGGCGACACGAACAUGAACUUCGGGCUGGGCAAGCACGCCUGCCCGGGCCGGUUCUUCGCCGCCAACGAGGUCAAGCUGAUCCUGGCCCACCUGCUCCUCAACUACGAUAUCAAGCUGAAAGACGGCGAGGGGAGGCCCAAGCCGAAUAUGUUCAUGAUGACCAAGAGCCCGAGCCAGACGGCUGAGGUGCUGUUUAGGAGGAGAACGAACACAUGA
This is a messenger RNA of Anthostomella pinea, 1560 nucleotides long. Lineage: Eukaryota; Fungi; Ascomycota; Sordariomycetes; Xylariales; Xylariaceae. The record is from the annotation of a GenBank genome assembly.